GCGCUCGCGCUCUAGCCUGAGUCCUCGGGACCCCAAGAGAGUGUAGGUCGCGCAGGACGCUACCUGGCAGAACAGAAAGCUCAGAUUGCGUCCCUCAGCCGGGAUAACUUGGCUAGCCAGUGUCCACAGAUACCGCUGCAGUUGUGGCCGGAGCCAGUGAGUCCCUGCCCCGCGCUCUCCCCGGUCCUGCGCUGCGGGGCGCGUAUCGCUUCUUUGCGGGUCCAGGGAUCGAGAAAGAGUUCGUGCUUGAGAACUGGGCUCUGUGCCCAGCGCGAGGUGCAGGAUGGAGAGCAAAGCGCUGCUAGCUGUCGCUCUGUGGCUCUUCGUGGAGACCCAGGCCGCCUCUGUGGUUUUGCCGGGCGAUUCUCUCCAUCCGCCGAAGCUCAGCACACAAAAGGACGUACUCACAAUCUUGGCAAAUAGAACCCUUCAGAUUACUUGCAGGGGAGAGAGGGACCUGGAUUGGCUUUGGCCCAACAACCAGCGUGUUUCUGGGGAAAGGGUGUUGGUGACUGAGUGCAGCGACAGUAUCUUCUGCAAGACACUCACAGUUCCAAAAAUGGUCGGAAACGAUACCGGAGCCUACAAGUGCCUCUACCGGGAUGUCAACCUGGCCUCCGUUGUUUACGUCUACGUUCAAGAUUACAGAUCACCAUUCAUCGCCUCUGUCAGUGAUCAGCAUGACAUCGUGUACAUCACCGACAACAAAAACAAGUCCGUUGUGGUUCCGUGCCGAGGGUCGAUUUCAAAUCUCAACGUGUCCCUCUGUGCAAGAUAUCCGGAAAGGAGGUUUGUCCCGGAUGGAAACAGAAUCUCCUGGGACAGUGAGACAGGCUUUACUAUCCCCAGUUACAUGAUCAGCUACGCCGGUGUAGUCUUCUGCGAGGCAAAGAUCAAUGAUGAAACCUAUCAGUCUAUCAUGUACAUAGUUGUGGUUGUAGGAUAUAAGAUUUAUGAUGUGAUGCUGAGCCCCCCUCAUAGAAUCGAGCUAUCUGCGGGAGAGAAGCUUGUCUUAAAUUGUACAGCAACAACUGAGCUCAACGUGGGGCUUCAUUUCAACUGGCAGGUCCCUUCUUUGAAGCAUCACCACAACAAGAUUAUAAACAGGGACGUGAAGCCCCUUCCUGGGAUUGACUCGAAGAAAUUUUUGAGCACCUUGAUAAUAGAUAGUGUGACCAGGAAUGACCAAGGGCUAUACAUCUGCAUAGCAUCCAGUGGGAAGAUGACCAAGAAAAACAGCACAUUUGUCCAAGUUCAUACAAAACCGUUUAUUGCUUUUGAUAGCAGUAUGGAAUCCUUGGUGGAAGUCACAGUGGGCAGCCAAGUCCGAAUCCCUGUCAAGCAUCUUAGUUACCCGGCUCCUGAUAUCAAAUGGUACAGAAAUGGAAGACCCAUUGAGUCCAAUUACACAAUGAUAGUGGGCGACGAGCUCACAAUCAUGGAAGUGAGUGAACGAGAUGCAGGAAACUACACAAUUGUCCUUACCAAUCCCAUUUCAAUGGAGAAACAGAGUCACGUGGUUUCUCUGGUCGUGAAUGUCCCACCCCAGAUUGGGGAGAAAGCCUUGAUCUCUCCCACGGAUUUCUACCAGUAUGGUACCAUGCAGACGCUGACGUGUACAGUGUACGCCAACCCUCCCCUGCACCACAUCCACUGGUACUGGCAGUUAGAAGAGGCGUGCUCCUACAAGCCCAGCCAAACAAACUCAUAUACUUGUAAAGAAUGGAGGCAUGUGAAGGAUUUCCAGGGUGGAAAUAAGAUCGAAGUCACCAAAAACCAAUAUGCCCUAAUUGAAGGGAAAAACAAAACUGUAAGCACUCUGGUCAUCCAAGCCGCCAAUGUGUCAGCACUGUACAAAUGUGAAGCCGUCAAUAGAGCUGGGCGGGGAGAGAGAGUGAUCUCCUUCCAUGUGAUCAAGGGUCCAGAAAUUACUGUGCAACCUGCUUCCCAGCCAACUGAGCAGGAGAAUGUGUCUCUGUUGUGCACUGCAGAUAGAAAUACAUUUGAGAACCUCACAUGGUACAAGCUUGGCUCACGGGCAACAUCGGUCCACAUGGGCGAACCACUCACACCAGUUUGCAAGAACUUGGAUGCUCUUUGGAAAAUGAAUGCCACCAUGUUUUCUAAUAGCACAAGUGACAUCUUGGUUGUAGCAUUCCAGAAUGCAUCCCUGCAGGACCAAGGAGACUAUGUCUGUUCUGCUCAAGACAGAAAGACCAAGAAAAGACAUUGCCUAGUCAAACAGCUCAUCAUUCUAGAGCGCAUGGCACCCAUGAUCCUGGGAAAUCUGGAGAAUCAGACGACAAUGAUUGGUGAAACCAUUGAAGUUGCGUGCCCGGCAUCUGGAAACCCUACUCCACACAUUACGUGGUUCAAAGACAAUGAGACACUCGUGGAAGAUUCAGGCAUUGUACUGAAAGAUGGGAACCGGAAUCUAACCAUCCGAAGGGUGAGGAAGGAGGAUGAAGGCCUCUACACCUGCCAGGCCUGCAAUGUCCUGGGCUGUGCCAGGGCGGAGACACUCUUCAUAAUAGAAGGUGCGCAGGAAAAGACCAACCUGGAAGUCAUCAUUCUUGUGGGCACUGCCGUGAUUGCCAUGUUCUUCUGGCUGCUUCUUGUCAUUGUUCUGCGGACCGUUAAGCGGGCCAAUGAAGGGGAACUGAAGACGGGCUACUUGUCCAUUGUCAUGGAUCCAGAUGAACUGCCCUUGGAUGAGCGCUGUGAACGCUUGCCUUAUGAUGCCAGCAAAUGGGAGUUCCCCAGGGACCGGCUGAAACUAGGGAAGCCUCUUGGCCGUGGUGCCUUUGGCCAAGUGAUUGAGGCAGAUGCCUUUGGAAUUGACAAGACAGCAACCUGCAAAACAGUGGCCGUCAAAAUGUUGAAAGAAGGAGCAACACACAGCGAGCACCGAGCCCUCAUGUCUGAGCUCAAGAUCCUCAUCCACAUUGGCCACCAUCUCAAUGUGGUCAACCUUCUGGGCGCCUGCACCAAGCCAGGAGGGCCUCUCAUGGUGAUUGUGGAAUUCUGCAAGUUUGGAAACCUAUCGACUUACUUACGGGGCAAGAGAAAUGAAUUUGUUCCCUAUAAGAGUAAAGGUGCGCGGUUCCGCCAGGGGAAGGACUACGUCGGGGAGCUCUCUGUGGAUCUGAAGCGUCGCUUGGACAGCAUCACCAGCAGCCAGAGCUCUGCCAGCUCGGGAUUUGUCGAGGAGAAAUCCCUCAGUGAUGUGGAGGAAGAAGAAGCUUCUGAAGACUUGUACAAGGACUUCCUGACCUUGGAGCAUCUCAUCUGCUACAGCUUCCAAGUGGCUAAGGGCAUGGAGUUCCUGGCAUCAAGGAAGUGCAUCCACCGGGACCUGGCAGCGCGGAACAUUCUCCUCUCAGAGAAGAAUGUGGUGAAAAUCUGUGACUUUGGCCUGGCCCGGGAUAUUUAUAAAGACCCGGAUUAUGUCAGGAAAGGAGAUGCCCGACUCCCUUUGAAGUGGAUGGCCCCAGAAACGAUUUUUGACAGAGUAUACACAAUUCAGAGCGAUGUGUGGUCUUUCGGCGUUUUGCUCUGGGAAAUAUUUUCUUUAGGUGCUUCCCCGUAUCCUGGGGUCAAGAUUGACGAAGACUUCUGUAGGAGACUGAAAGAAGGAACUAGAAUGCGGGCUCCUGACUACACCACCCCAGAAAUGUACCAGACCAUGUUGGACUGCUGGCAUGAGGACCCCAAUCAGAGACCCUCGUUCUCAGAGUUGGUGGAACAUUUGGGAAAUCUCCUGCAAGCGAAUGCUCAACAGGAUGGCAAAGACUACAUUGUUCUUCCAAUGUCAGAGACACUGAGCAUGGAAGAGGACUCUGGACUCUCCCUGCCCACCUCACCUGUUUCCUGUAUGGAGGAAGAGGAAGUGUGCGACCCCAAAUUCCAUUAUGACAACACAGCAGGAAUCAGUCAGUAUCUGCAGAACUGCAAGCGAAAGAGCCGGCCAGUGAGUGUGAAAACAUUUGAAGAUAUCCCACUGGAAGAACCAGAAGUAAAAGUAAUCCCAGAUGACAGCCAGACAGACAGUGGUAUGGUCCUGGCAUCAGAAGAGCUGAAAACCCUGGAAGACAGGAAUAAAUUAUCUCCAUCUUUUGGUGGGAUGAUGCCCGGCAAGAGCAGAGAGUCUGUGGCCUCGGAAGGCUCCAACCAGACCAGCGGCUACCAGUCUGGGUACCACUCCGAUGACACCGACACCACUGUGUACUCCAGCGAGGAGGCGGAGCUUUUAAAACUGAUGGAGGCUGCAGACCACACCGACUCUGGGACCGCGUUGUGCUCACCUCCCGUUUAAAAGGAGGUGCUCUCACCCCGCUCCCUAACUCCCGGGAAUCACGUGAGAGGUGCUGCUUAGAUUUUCAAGUGCUGUUCUUUCUCCCACCUGGAAGUAGCCGCAUUUGAUUUUCAUUUCAGAGGAAGGACCUCAGACUGCAAGGAGCUAGUCCUCCGGGCAUCUCCCAAGAAGAUGGCCCAUGACCCAAGAAUGUGUUGACUGUUCUCUCUUUUCCAUUCAUUUUAAAUUGUGUAUAAUGUGCCCUGCUGUGAGUCUCACAAUCAGCUGAAACAAAAGACAUUCAGACAAUGACUCUAUGCUCCAAGAAGUAGCCAUACCAGGGCAAUGGACCCCUCUGUAAAAUUGGGUGAAAUGGGCAAUGGUAGGACUUUGUGUGUUGAAGAUGGGUGAGACGCCUAAGGACUGAGUCUACCUAAAUGGCUUCGUUGAGGAUGUGGGCUCUGAGCCAAGUGUUAAGUGUGGGCUGUGGACUGGUAGGAAGGAAGGCGCAAGCUUGCCUGGAGAGCGGCUGGAGCCUGCGGAUGCAUUGUGCUGGCUCUGGCGGAGGCGGGCAUGUGGGCUGUCAGGAAACGCAAAGGCGACCGGCAAGGUUUCUGGUUUUAGAAGGUUGCAUGCUCUCUGCAGUUGGGCUACAGGCGAGUUCCCUGUGCUGUUUCCUCCUCCUAAUGAGAGUUCCUUCCGGACUCUUACGUGUCUCCUGGCCUGGCCCCAGGAAGGAAAUGAUGCAGCUUGCUCCUCAUCUCCCAGGCUGUGCCUUGAUUCGGAACACCGAAAGAGAGGACAUUCGGGAGAGGCUCCCUUUCUUGUGGAAGCGCACAACGCGACUCAGGGUUCUGCUGGAUGGACACCCACAUGUCUGCCCUGGUGGCAGUGUCUGGGGCCACGGACCGAGGGUUCUAUGUCAAGUUGUGGUGGUAACGGCUCAGACAGGAUGUACCUACUUGUUCUCCCUUCAAACCCACUCCACUCUCACACCCCAGGAUUUUAGCUUUGUGGCCUCUUUCUGGCAGAAACGCUGAACUGGUUUGUUCACUCUCCAGAUAAAUAAACACUAGCCAGAUUUCAAAAUUACCUUAUAGCCAAGGUUAUAGCCACAUCUACUGUAUCACUUAGAGUUUUAACAGAGAAAGCUGUGUCCACUGGCUUUUGCCCCUGUGCCUGCGUUUUUCAGAAAAGAAGCUGUCCUUUCUUUCCAUCUGGUACCAUAGUGUGAAAGCUGGGAACAAUGGCUGUAGAACAUGCUAUGGACGCAUAUUUAUAGUCUGUUAUGUAGAACAAAUGUAAUAUAUUAAAACUUUAUAUUAUAUAUAAUGAACUUUGUACUAUUCACGUUUUGUAUCAGUAUUAUGUAGCAUGACAAAGGUUAUGAUGCUUUCAUUUGCUAAUGUUGUUUUAUUAAAAACAUGGAGAAGCUCGAAGGAAUCCUUUCCCAGGGGAUAUGCAGCUAUGCCUGUCAUUUCUCUCUCCUCGAACAGAGUGGGGGGGGCAGCAGAUAAAAUGUGAGUGUGUUCUCUAUUCUUAUAAAAUUGACUAUUUUCAUCAAAUGUUUAUAAUGCUUUAUAAACCAAUAAAUGUAUUCCGAGUAAAAAGA
This is a messenger RNA of Myodes glareolus (Bank vole), 5906 nucleotides long. It is a transcript of the gene Kdr, whose product is annotated as kinase insert domain receptor. Gene Ontology annotation, molecular function: growth factor binding; vascular endothelial growth factor receptor activity; ATP binding. Gene Ontology annotation, biological process: regulation of MAPK cascade; positive regulation of kinase activity; vascular endothelial growth factor receptor signaling pathway. NCBI's taxonomy places the organism in Eukaryota, Metazoa, Chordata, Mammalia, Rodentia, Cricetidae. The record is from RefSeq and is a predicted model, not a curated record. Gene Ontology annotation, cellular component: signaling receptor complex; plasma membrane.